Lactuca saligna is the source of this 465-nucleotide messenger RNA. The record is from the annotation of a GenBank genome assembly. Lineage: Eukaryota; Viridiplantae; Streptophyta; Magnoliopsida; Asterales; Asteraceae.
AUGGAGAAGGAACGGGAACGAAGGCAAUGGACGAACACAGAGAGAGCGGAAAACACGAAGGCUCGUAGGCAUAACCUCGUCGAUCGACAGCUAGAGGGUUCAUCAUCGGGGUUCGACAAGACUGAAGAACGAAGGGAGAAGCAACGAAGUAGAGAAGGAAAACCAGGGGAAAAGGGGGUAUCCGGUCUUUGGCCGGUCAUGAAGAGCAUUAACGGUCGUCGAUCAAUGGGGUUUGCGAUCGGUGGGGUGUUUGACGAGAAGAAGGGCAGGGAAGUAAGAAAUCAAGGUGUAACAAUCGGGGAUGUCUGGCUGCUGUUGCUCAGGAAUCCUCAUAGGGGUAUUUGCAAGCUGCGAUGUCUGAAGCAGAAGGGUGUUUGGGUGGUGCCACACGACAGGAAAAAGGGGGUUUCUGCCCCUUUGAUGGUCGGAAAACUCCAAUUCCGGUGGUGUCUUCUUCCACCCUGA